Homalodisca vitripennis (glassy-winged sharpshooter) is the source of this 465-nucleotide messenger RNA. RefSeq lists its product as uncharacterized. The transcript has 4 exons. The record is from RefSeq and is a predicted model, not a curated record. Bases 13 to 465 code for a protein of 150 amino acids. Lineage: Eukaryota; Metazoa; Arthropoda; Insecta; Hemiptera; Cicadellidae.
AGCUUAACCAUAAUGUUGAAAAUGUUCCAGAACAUCUGCAAGGUGCGGGGAUGGAAGAAGGGCGAUCCACAAUACGAGAAAACUAAGACCGUACUCAAUAAUGUGUGGAUUGGUUUACAGGCAAAGGCCGAUGCUGACAAUGAUCAACAGGUGACGAAUGAGGAGUGGUGCAAAAUGUGGGAAGAAUAUUCGCGCAACCCCAAUAGUGUACUUGACUGGCAACUACAAUUUCGUGACUUCAUGUUUGAUCUUGAAGACACAUCAGUGUUGCCGUUACAACAGGCUGAGGGCGAACCUGCCCCUCCCGAGCAGGCAGUGCGGCUGGCCAGGAUCGACCAUCAGCUCUCUCCAACCACUGUGAUUGAAGCUGUUUGGAUCAAGCACGCUAUGUGGAACUUCUUCCAAAAGAUCCGUAAUUUGUGUAUGACUACUACAAUGGACGAUUUAAAACUGAAAGGGCUGUAG